CCACGACCACCUACGCCUGAACAUUUCGCCAUCGUGCUUCUCGACCAGAAUGGCACCAGCCGGCGCAACCCCCCGAAUCAUCGAACUCGCUGCAAAGAUAAGCACCUCGGUCUCAGAGCUACAGGCGUGCCUGUCAGCUCAGGGGAUCGAAUCUCCAUCCUUUGCCGAGGAUAGCCCUCCAGCCCUCCCUUCCGAUGUCCACCACCUUCGUGACGAUGUGUUGGACGCAACUGCUGAGCUCCACGAGGUUCUCUUGGAACCUCUGAUGCUGAUCUACAAGUUUGCCGGGGUCGCGAAUGUCGUCAGCAUCGACUCGAUUGUUCGCUUCAAGAUUCUGGAGAUGAUCCCCCCUGGCGGCCAGGCCUCCUUUGACGAGAUUGCCAAGAAGACAAACCUCGACAAGAGGCUCAUCAGACGCCUGCUUCGAUACGCAAUCUCUAUGCGUAUUCUUACCGAACCUGAACCAGAUGUGGUGGCACAUACCAAGACCUCCAAGUUCCUAGCCAUUCCAUAUAUAGGAGCCUGGGUCGCAUUUGAAAGCCACGACACCUGGCCAGCUAUUCCAAGAGUUGGAGAAGCGAUAGAGAAGUGGCCGCACUCCGAAGAGGCUAAUGAGACUGCCUACGCCCUUGCGAAUGGGGGUAAGUCGGUCUACGAAGUCCUUGGCUCAGACCCCGAUGCGGCGAUGCGUUUCGCCGGCGGGAUGAAGUCCCUAGAUCACGUUCCGGGUUGCGGAGACGCCUUUGUUGCCAAGUCCUACGAUUGGGCUUCCCUCGGAGAUGCCUACGUCGUGAAUGUGGGUGGGCAACGAGGAUCAGUCGCAAUAGACCUAGCAGGCCAGUUUGAGAACAUCAAGCUGCUUGUCCAGGACUCGCCCCCGGUUAUCGAAGGCGCCAGCUCGGCCGUCCCCGACUCGUUGAGGGAGCGCGUCCAGUUCAUGCCACACGAACUCUUUGAUACUCAGACGGAGAAGGCAGACGUCUAUUUCUUCCGAAUGAUCCUCCGCUCUUGGGGCGAUGGGCACGCCGUCAAGAUCCUGCGAGCUCAGAUUCCGGCCCUCCGGCCCGGAGCAAAGAUCCUCAUUCAAGACGCCAUCCUGCCAGGGCCGGACAGUGACGGCCCAUUGUGGAGAGAGCGGCUUCUGAGGUCGGUUGACAUGGCGUUGAAAUUCUACUUCAACAGCUACGACAGACAUCUGGACGAGUGGAAAGCGCUUCUCACAGCUGCAGAUAAGCGAUUCGUCCUUCAUCGAGUACUUGAGAACGUCGACUCGAACCUGUCAUUCCUCGAAGUUCACUGGGACCCAUAA
Diaporthe batatas is the source of this 1309-nucleotide messenger RNA. RefSeq lists its product as uncharacterized. The coding region runs from base 50 to 1309 and encodes 419 amino acids. Gene Ontology annotation, molecular function: O-methyltransferase activity. The record is from RefSeq and is a predicted model, not a curated record. The transcript has 5 exons. NCBI's taxonomy places the organism in Eukaryota, Fungi, Ascomycota, Sordariomycetes, Diaporthales, Diaporthaceae.